Molecule: messenger RNA, 1011 nt
Organism: Solanum pennellii
Lineage: Eukaryota; Viridiplantae; Streptophyta; Magnoliopsida; Solanales; Solanaceae
Product: peptidyl-prolyl cis-trans isomerase FKBP16-4, chloroplastic
Exons: 9
Coding region: 100-789 (229 amino acids)
Molecular function (GO): peptidyl-prolyl cis-trans isomerase activity
Source: RefSeq, a predicted model, not a curated record
UAUCUCUAUUUUCCCUCUCUUUCUCUAAACAAAAGCUACAAUAUGAAAAAGAUUGUACAAUCAUAACUAAUCUUGUUCCUACUUGCUCAACUUUCAAGAAUGGAUCUUUUCCUUUACCAUCCUCUCAAAGCCACCCCUUUUCUUCACUCUCUCCACUCAACUCCAUUCUCAGGAAACAGACCCUUUUCAGCCAACUGCAGUAGAACAGCUUUACCUUGUAUUUGCUUGUCAAAAUCAUCUUUUGAUGUUCCAGAAAAAAAUAUUUCUCAGCAGAAUGAAGGAAGAAGGGCAAUGAUGGGCUCUUUUCUUAUAGCUGCUGCUGGCCUUUGCCUCUGCGAUGUGGCUGGAGCCGCUAGCACAAGCAGAAGAGCUCUCAGGGGAGCAAAAAUACCAGAGAGCGAGUACACAACCCUUCCAAAUGGUCUAAAGUAUUAUGACUUGAAGGUUGGCGCUGGAGCUGAAGCUGUGAAGGGAUCUAGAGUUGCAAUCCACUAUGUUGCUAAAUGGAGGAACAUCACAUUCAUGACAAGUAGACAAGGAAUGGGAGUUGGUGGUGGAACACCAUAUGGAUUUGACGUUGGUCAAUCAGAAAGGGGAACAGUCCUUAAGGGAUUAGAUCUCGGUGUUCAAGGGAUGCGAGUAGGAGGGCAGCGCCUGCUCAUCGUUCCUCCUGAGCUAGCUUAUGGGAAAAAAGGCGUGCAGGAAAUUCCUCCAAAUGCAACAAUUGAGUUUCUGAAGGCCAUUUGGAUUCAACUGUUUUGCACCUAUUGUGGUCUAUUAGACCUUUAAGUUGGUCAGUGGAAUGCAAACUGCUGUCUAUACCUUUUCGCUACGAAAGAUCACCAUCAUCACUCUUUUAAAUAACUUAUCAGAAUCAUCAAAUAUGUGGCCAGCAGAAAAACUUUCUAAUGGAAACCUUCACCAUGAACCAGAGAUUUGUGUUGAUAGAAAUAUCUUGUUGGCAUCUAACAGAUGCAGAACAUUCUUAUCAACAGAAAAGUGUAUUCUGCA